Molecule: messenger RNA, 3567 nt
Organism: Schizophyllum commune H4-8
Lineage: Eukaryota; Fungi; Basidiomycota; Agaricomycetes; Agaricales; Schizophyllaceae
Exons: 8
Coding region: 1-3567 (1188 amino acids)
Molecular function (GO): protein binding; acyltransferase activity, transferring groups other than amino-acyl groups
Source: RefSeq, a predicted model, not a curated record
AUGGCCACGCCUUCGCAAAAAGUGACCACCGCCCUUGCCGACGUUCGCAUCGAGCGCGAGGGCUCAGAAUCCAACCCCACGAACAGCGCGCUCAUCGUGCACCUUGAAUUCACCGCGACGCACCCUCAGCAUGGCGUCGUAGGCACGCUCACGGCGUACAAAAUUUACCGCGCAGACGAGCUCAAGGGUUGCUUCCACGAGGCCCUCAGCACGAAGUCCGACAGACUGGCAGAGUUCGGGCGGACGAUCCUCGACAACGAUAUGAAUGUCUACUCCAAGAUCAUAGAACACGAGUACCACAGGGGCACGGGGUGUUGGGGGAAGGAAAUGGACGAGGGUGCCAUUGUCUACAUUGAAUCUGUCGUUGUGGAUCCGUCGUUCGAACAGCAAGGGAUCGGAACUGCCCUGGUCCGCGACCUGCUUUCCUCGCAGUCCCUCGAAAUUCCGGACAUCGUUUAUUGCUGGUCCUCUGCCCUGCGAGCAGAUUCACGCGAUGACCAUCGUCUCAUGGACCCGCCAGUGAUUGGCUUCUUUCGAAAGCUCGGCUUCCGCCGUGUGGGGCGCACCGCUCACUUUGCGUACUCCCCCAAGGCUUCGCACUCCUCUCGGUCUAUACCUGCCACGAAGGACCUGGACGUCGACCUGCUGAAGUUCUCGCAUCGAACCAAGGGAGUGUUCACUUCCAACUACGAACUAGAGUUGAACAAUCUCCUGCAUUUUGCCAUGGAUCCUCCUCCGAUCUCGUCGACAGAAGUCGCGGAACCAUUAGACUUGUCGGUCGAAGUUCUGGAAAACCUGUACAGCAAAUCUCCUGCAAUCAUCCAUGCGCAGGACGAGCGCGGCUUCACGCUGAUCUACGUUGCGGUUAUCAAAGGCUACUACGAUAUCGCCAAACGGCUGCUGACACUCGGCGACUGUCGUGCGGACAUCCUCAGCCGCGACAACGUCGAGGAUCAGAAUGCGAUCGAAGCGCUGGAGGAUAUCGUGCGGGCGGCGGAGCGAGGUCACAAGGACGAACCUUUGAAGCUGCUGUACAAGCUGAGGACGGCGACUGGGGAGAAGUUCAAGUGCUGUUGCGAGUUUUUGGUGCAGAGGCGUUAUGGCUGCACCUGUGGUCAGUGUUUGGAGGGAUGGCUGUCGCCGCGCAUGUCGAAUGCGCUUCGGGCUGUGGCAAGCCGUACUGCUAACAGGGGCAGGUCUGCGGCAGAGGUCGAUUUCCCGACGAAGAAGGCGGCCGAGAUCGCUAUGCUUCCUGGCGGCCAGUGUAUCCCGUACACCGUCCGCUCGAAGAUGAAUCACUCAGCAUACAAGGGCUUCCUCGGCUUCCACCGCGCCAUCUCCGACGUCAUCGCGAGCGGCGUGCAGCCUACCAUGGAUCUCAUCGGGCUCGAGCUGCUCAUGAACAACGACCCGAAUUGUCCGUGGAAGGUGCGGGACCUGGAGGCGUUCUUCAAGAGGGGCGGGAAGGUAGAGCACGCUGUCAACAAUCUCGUCCACUCGGCCGAGGAGUGGAUGGCGGAUGAGAAGGCGCUUGACAACAAGCAUCUUAGGCUGUUAUGGGCGAGGCUGCCGCGAUGCGAGAACGACGUGCAGUUCGAGAUGGUGGGGAGGUUGAUGGGGCUGUCAGAGAGGGCGAAGUGGGGCCCGUACGACGACGCCGAAGAGGUAGAGCGAGAUCAGAGCGGAGGUGGUCUGCGGCCUUGGACUGCUCUCGUCGACGGUGUCGGAUCUUUGAAGAGAAGGCUGACGAGAACUGCCACUGGGUGGCCCGAUGGCCCUCAGCUCAACCUCGCCGAUGUACGCAUCGAGUGCCGCGAGACAGAUCCUGCGAGCAAGCGAUUCGUCAAGCACAUUCGCCUCAAUGCGUCGCACCCACACCAAGGGAACCUGGGCACGCUUGAGGCGUACAAGAUCGAGCGCACGUAUACCCUCAAAGCUCAUUUCCACGAGUUUCUCGAUGCGAAGUCGGACGAGCUGGCGGAGUUCGGACGGAGGAUUCUUGACAACGACAUGAACGUCUACAGGAAGAUUGUGGAUGACGAGUACCAUAAGGGUAGUGGACGCUGGGGAGAUGAGCUCAACGAGGGGCGCAUCGUGUACGUGCGAUCGGUUGUUGUGAACCCUCCGUUCCAGCGCCAGGGCGUCGGACAACGCUUGGUCCGCGAGUUGCUUUCGCCGAAGAAUGUCGACAAGAGCACCAUCGUGUAUAGCUGGCCCUCACACAUCUGGGCUCAUUCGCGCGAGGAUAGCCGUCGCAUGGACCCGCCAAUCAUCGACUUCUUCCGAAAGGUGCUGAGUCCGCUCCUGUCCUUCGGAAGCCACCCUUCUCGCUCCCUGCCCGCCUCAGAAGACCAAGACGUCGAUAUGUUCAAGUACUCGCACAGGAAUGGCAUCCUGGCCGACGAUAUCGGUGCUCAGCUGAGGCAGGACUAUCCACUGCAGACGCUCAUGGACCCCCCGCGCACGAUGACCGGGGUUCUGAAUGGUAUGGAUGGACCGAGAGCUAUGCGACCUCUGCCACCUACCAAGGGGGAACUGGACGCCGCUAUCGAAGCUGCUUACGCCAGAGAUUCGCAGUCGAUUCACCUUCAGGACGAGCGCGGCUACACGCCCAUCUAUGUCGCCGUCAUCAAGGGCCAUGCGGCUGUUGUCGACAAGCUACUCUCUCUCGGCGACUGUCGCGCAGACAUCCUCAGUCGCGACAACAUUGAUGACCAGAACGCGAUUGAGGCGCAGGAGGAGAUUGUGCGCUCCGGCUCGCCCUUGUUUAAGCACAGAGCCUUGCAUCUGCUCUGGGUACUGCGCAGCGCGAUGGGCGAGGAUGUCGGCACGGUGUAUGACUUCUCAGAGAAGCGCCGCUACGGCUGCUCCUGCGGCCAAUGUCGUGGUGGCUGGCUGUCGCCGCGCAUGGCGUACCUGCUGCAUGGGGAAGCGCAAUGUACAUUCGACAACGCCAUGUUCACGGCGGAGACCAUUCCCUUCGAUAGGGCGUCAGACCUCGCCUUUCUAGACGGCAUCAACUGCAUUCCAUCCGAUGUUCGCGCCCGGCUGAACCUCACUGCCUACAAGGGCUUCCUCGGCGUCUACCGUGCAAUCUCCAUCGUCAUCGAGCGCGGCGGGCUGCCUACGCCGGACGUCAUCACCACAGAGGCGGUCACCAACCGCACCAACUGGUGGGCCGUGAGCGAUGUCGAAUCCUACCUCGCGAAGGGCGGCAAGGCGGAGUACGCCAUCAACGACCUCGUGUACUCAACGAAGGAGGGGAUGGCGGACGGGUCGCUGUUGGAAAUGUUGGAGGAGGACGAUAAUUUGGUUGCGCUGCCUCGGUGCGCGAACGACCUGAACUUCAGGCAGGUGGGGAGGAUGAUGGGACUGGCGGCGACACAGGAGUGGGGUCCGUACGAUGGUGCGGGAGAGGUGGGGCGUGGGCUCUUUGAGCCGUCAGCCGCCUCCAGGGGAUGUUUCUAUGCUGACAGUGACAGCUCUAUGGACGAGGACGAGGGCGAUUAUGGUGACGAGGGCGAGGAAGAUGAAGAUGAGGAUGAGGAUAGCAGCGACGAAGACUGA